Podarcis lilfordi (Lilford's wall lizard) is the source of this 19388-nucleotide messenger RNA. The record is from the annotation of a GenBank genome assembly. NCBI's taxonomy places the organism in Eukaryota, Metazoa, Chordata, Lepidosauria, Squamata, Lacertidae.
GCGAAAAGGAAGCUCCGCCCACCUCCUCCUUCAGCGGCUCCCUUUGGGCAUUUCCGGUCGGGGCUGUGGGCGGGGCUUCGGUCUCCCCGUCGCGGAGCAGGGGCGCCAUCGGAUGACGCCACCUGGAGUGGGCUACCGUAUAUGCGGAUGUAGGGGCGCCGCGGGAGGCGGCGGUACCGUAUUGGCGGCCGUAGCCAGGGAGGCCUCCGCCGUCGGUAAGUGGCGCGCCGCCGGCUGCGCUCUGCACAUGCCCCGGGGGCCGCUCCUCCGGGGGCAGCGGGCGGGCGAGCUGCUUCGUGCAUGGCGAGGGGGGCUGGACUAGAUGGCCCCGGGGGGUCCCUCCCCGAGGCGGCCCUUGCGGGUCCCCCGGGCAGCCUCGCCCCAGCUGCGCGUCUGGCCGCUGCCCCGUCCCUGCUUCCCCCGCUGGUCCCGGCGCCGAAGGCGGAGCCCGUCCGGCUCCCGCUUCUGGCAUUCAGCUGCAUUUGCCCCUUGGGCGCCCAUUUCCUCAUCAUCUCCCACGGCUAGUCUGCUUCUGUUCUGCCGCCUGAAGGAGCCCAGGGGGGCAGGCAGGAAACCCCCCUAUUAACAACAGCACAGUGGGACCUCGGGUUACAGACGCUUCAGGUUACAGACUCCGCUGACCCAGAAAUAGUGCUUCAGGUUAAGAACUUUGCUUCAGGAGGAGAACAGAAAUCGUGUGGCAGCAGGAGGCCCCAUUAGCUCAAGUGGUGCUUCAGGUUAAGAACAGUUUCAGGUUAAGAAUGGACCUCCAGAACAAAUUAAGUACGUAACCAGAGGUACCACUGUAAUAGUUUAAAAACCGUAAAAGCACUGGUUUCUGGGUUGCCUGGAAGAGCAUCAUUCAGCCAUCUUUAGAUUUCCUUCCAAAAGUCCCUAAUAAUAAUACAGUGGUACCUCAGGUUACAGACGCUUCAGGUUACAGACUCCACUAACCCAGAAAUAGUGCUUCAGGUUAAGAACUUUGCUUCAGGAUGAGAACAGAAAUCGGGCUCCAGCGGCACAGCAGCAGCAGGAGGCCCCAUUAGCUAAAGUGGUGCUUCAGGUUAAGAACAGUUUCAGGUUAAGAACGGACCUCCGGAACAAAUUAAGUAUGUAACCAGAGGUACCACUGUAAUAAUUUAUUAUUCAUACCCUGCCCAUCUCACUAGGUUUCCCAACAGAAUCUCAAAAACACGAUAAAACGUCAAACAUUUAAAACUUCCCUAGUCAGGGAGAGAUUGUGGGCAAGUGGAUGCUCAGGUUGCGAACGUGAUCCAUGCGGGAUGCACGUUUGCAACCCGCAGCGUCUGCAACCCGCAGCAGCGCGUCUGCACACGGGCAGGUUGCAGUUCAGUGCUUCUGUGCAUGCACAAAGCGUGAUUUAUCACUUCUGCUCAUGCAUGACCGCCAAAACCCAGAAGUAACCCAUUCCGGUACUUCUGGGCUUCGGCGGUCCACAACCCAAAAAAAAUGCAACCUGAAGCGUCUGUAACCCGAGGUAUGACUACAUUGCAGUUCAGCAUUGGGGGUCUCUGGCCUGCAAUGCGUAAAACUACUUCCAUUUGUUACCCAGAUUCCCAUCUCCAUAUCUUACCUCCUUGGCUUUCCUCAGCUGCCUCUGUUUCUUUUCCGUGCUCCAACAAAUAAUACUGAGUUCACAGUUAGGUUUUGUUAUGUCGGUUUUGUUUCUUAGCAUGUGCUCCUUACGUGUCCACAGAAAUCUCCAUGGAAAUCAGUUGGCAAAGCAGUAACAGGGGACGCAGCAGCACAUCUCCAGGGAGGGCGUUACGCCAACGGGGAGCCACCACCAAAAAGGCUUCGCUAUGGGUCGGCCAAUGUUGGGGGCUGAGAGGGUUGAGGCAGAAGGCUGCCUGGAGUGAGGGAUGCCGGUGACCAGAGCAGAUCUUUGUGGUCUUUCCACCCGCAGGGGCAGCCGUUGAGCCAAGAUGGCGGAAGAGAAGAAGAUGAAGCUGAGCAACAUGCAGCUGCCCACUGAGUCCAUGAAGGUCAUGGCCGAGUCGAUGGGCAUUGGGCAGGUCCCUGAGGAGACCUGCCAGAUGCUGGCGGACGAAGUCAGCUAUCGCAUCAAGGAGAUUGCUCAGGUCAGUACUUCUUCCCACAGCACGGGAACUCCCUUCCACAGGAGGCAAGACUGGCCACCAACUCAGAUAGCUUUAUAAUAAUAAUAAUAAUUUAUACCCUGCCCUCCCCAGCCAAGACUGGGCUCAGGGCGGCUAACAACCGAUUGAUUGAAAUACAACUUAAAAACAAGAUUAAAAUACAACAUUAAAACAUUAAAAUGCAGCCUCAUUUCAAUAGAAACUCAAAUCAAAAACUUUUUGGGGAUGAAAACAUCAGGUCUUCACCAAGGCUAGCUUUGAAAGAGGAUGAGCAAACAAACAAACAAACCCCUGUGCUGCAAAAUAUGAAUCAGCAAUAUCAGAAGCAACACGAUGGCCAGAAACAAUUACAAUGUGAAAAACUUUAUGGAAUAAUUCAAAACAUCAAAACUAAGAAAAUGAAGUCCCUGCAAGUCCUGUUUUGUUGAAUUCUUCAUCAUGCUUGAGCCCUGUUCCAGAGUAUUUUUCAUUCUCAUGUAUAUUAUAUCUAUUCAAAAAAAAAGAUUGGUUAAUGAUGAAAUUACAUAUCUUUCUACUUAUGAGUGUUGAACUAAUUGGCUGAUGAAGAAUUCAACGAAGCAUGUCAAAAUAUUGUUCUGAAAAUGACACGUUAAUAGGCUUAGAGUAAAAAAUGUAAGCAAUAACAAAACCAAUAAAGAAAGAAGGAAAAAUAAGAAUUUAACAAAAAUAACUUAUUCUAGAAUGCAAGGGGGGAAAGGUAGAAAGAAAUAUAAAGAAGUCAAAUUGCUGUGGAGGGAAGUAGAGGGCGGGGGGGGGGUUUAUAAUUAAGUGCAUAAUUAUGCAGCUGUUGUUAUUUAGAUAUUAUAUUUUAUGUGAGGGAAUCAUUGGGAAUUUUGGUUAUUAUGUAUAUAUGUUAAGUUGCAAUAAAGAUCUUUGAAAAUUUAAAAAAGAAUUCAACGAAGCAGUAGUUGUUAUCCGGAAACACUGUUGCAGAGUUCAGAGUUGGACAUCAGAAUCGGACAUUUGCUGAUUAUACAAAGCUGUUCACAGCUUUCUUUCCGCCGGGUAAAGUCUGGCACCGUGAUUCAUUUAAGGACUUGCAGAGACUUCAGCUUGUUAGUUUGGAUGUUUGGAAUUAUUCCCUAAAGUUUUUCACAUUGUGAUAGUUUCUGGCCAUCGUGUUGCUUUUGAAAGAUGACAGAGAAGAGGGCCUUGAAGGGCUACCAGCCACGAUGGCUACACUCUGACGCCAAGUUUGGAGGCAGUAUAUGCUCUUCUCAUGUUCACGUAAAGAUUCGGGGGACCCCAAAGGUUUGUGGGGCUGUGAGAUUCAUCUCCGCUCACCCUGCUUGACUUCCAACUGUGCAGGGCCCAGAAAGCGUCAGUGUGACAUCGGUUGAUUGGCAGGCGGUUGCCCUGCAGGGUUUGGGGAGGUGGGGGAAGAGGGAGCUUUGGCCUCCCCUCUUUGAGGCGCACCCAACCCUUUGCCCGGUCUCUCUUUUUCCUUCUGCGACUUCCACCCGCUCAGGAUGCCUUGAAGUUCAUGCGCAUGGGCAAACGCCGGACGCUCACCACGGGAGACAUCGACUUGGCCCUCAAACUGAAGAAUGUGGAGGUGAGUUUUUGGGUGGGGCAGGCAAUUUCGGCAGGGCUGGGGGUGUUUGUGCCAUCUUCUUGAGCUGCAUGUUCCUGCCUUGCAGGGGGUUGGACUAGAUGACUCGUGGGGUCCCUUCCAACUGGGAUUGUGUGUUCAUUGCUGCCUCAGAGAAAUUGGCAUAAUGGCUAAGGGGUGACCCCACCUCUAUUUGGGGGUUAUUUUUUAUUAAACAUACAGGUGAAACUCGAAAAAUUAGAAUAUCGUGGGAAAGUUCAUUUAUUUCGGUAAUUCAACUUAAAAGGUGAAACUAAUUUAUGAGAGAGACUCAUGACAUGCAAAGCAAGAUACGUCAAGCUUUGAUUUGUUACAAUUGUGAUGAUCAUGGCGUACAGCUGUUGAAAACCCCAAAUUAACAAUCUCAGAAAAUUAGAAUAUUGUGAAAAGGUGCAGUAGCUAUUUAAUCCAUAACACCUGCAAUGGGUUCCUGAGCCUUUAAAUGGUCUCUCAGUCUGGUUCAGUAGGAAGCACAAUCAUGGGGAAGGCUGCUGACCUGACAGUUGUGCAGAAAACCAUCACUGAGACCCUCCAUAAGGAGGGAAAGCCUCAAAAGGUAAUUUUCCACAAUAUUCUAAUUUUUCGAGUUUCCAUCGCAGCCACGUGGGUGCCAAAUUCCUUACAUUUGGCGGCAUCUGUAAACGGACGAGACCCUUUUGUUUAUUUCACUGCCUCUUUCGUUGUGUCAGUUGUGUUUUCAUGCCCCAUGUACAAUUGCAUCCGUUUCAUUCUCGAAAGCUCCUUGUGCUGAACUUAACAGUACUUUCCCAUCAUUAUUUGCUUUUUCUCCUGGUCCGUGUCAUAGGAAAGAACUAAAAAUAAAUGAGCAAUCCUGGAUUCAUAGAAUUGCAAAGUUGGGAGGGAACCUGAGGGUCAUCUAGUCCAACCCCCUGCAAUGCAGGAAUAUUUUGCCCAACGUGGUGCUUGAACCCUCGACCCUGAGAUUAAGAGUCUCCUGCUCUACCAGCUGAGUCGGGGCUGGGUGGCAGCCGGUUGUUUUGAGUUGGAUUCAGUGAGAGAGGCAGCAGGGCCUUAUCCAGGGUGACCCCUUGACCCGCUUCCUUUCUCUGUUGCUGCCACAGCCGCUGUACGGCUUCCAUGCCCAGGAGUUCAUCCCCUUCCGCUACGCCAGCGGCGGGGGGCGCGAGCUGCACUUCUACGAGGAGAAAGAGGUGGACCUGAGCGACAUCAUCAACACCCCCUUGCCUCGCGUGCCCCUCGACGUCUGCCUCAAAGGUGAGGUGGGGUGGGAGCCCAGGGGCUGUGUGGCGCUCAAAUCGAGGGUGGGCUCCGGGGAAGGUGGGUGCCGGCUGUUGGCAAAGCAACAUUCCUGCAGGAGGAGAGGGCGAUGGAGGGCAACCAGCCACAACGUUUUAAUGUUGUAUUUUAAUGUUGUUUUUAUUAUCGGUUGUUAGCCGCCCUGAGCCCGGCCUUGGCUGGGGAGGGCGGUGUAUAAAUAAAACUUAUUAUUAUUAUUAUUAUGAAUGGCUAGUCACUGCCCUCCACUGUAGCGAUCAGGGGGAUUGCUAGGAGGAAUUAUAAAAAAUAUGGAGCAAGUCAUUUGUGCCAGCAAUGAAAGCAUUGACCGGGUUUGAGCCAUUCUGAUAAGAUUUCUGACCAGUCCACGCCUCUGCAUCCCUGUCCAAUUUCUCUUGCUUGGCAAGUCACGUACACAGGCCAGUGGCUUCACCGGGCGUCCUCCGUAUAUGAAGUACAUAAAAAAUAAAAAGUAAGGGGAAAUGUGUGUGCGUCUUAUGGAGGGAAGGCAGGCUGCGCAGUUAUCCUAGAAGCCAGAACAGCGAGAGGGAUUGCUGCUUUCACUGCACAGCGAUCCCUCUUGCUGUUCUGGCUUCUGAGAUUCAGAAUAUUUUUUUUCUUGUUUUCCUUCUCCAAAAACUGGGUGCGUCUUGUGGUCUGGUGCGUCGUAUAGAGUGAAAAAUACAGUAGAUCUUAAGGGCCAGGAAGAGAGUUCACAAGGAUACUGCCAUCCUUGUUAUUAUAAUCCUUGUUAUUCAUGUUUUUAUACUGUAUUUUAUGUUGCUUUUAUAAUUGUUUUAAAAUUGUUGCUAGCUGCCCUGAGCCCAGUUUUUGAACCAGGAAGGGCAGGGUAGAAAUACAUUUUUUUAUUAUUAUUAUUCUUGACCCUUGGCAGUCCCUUCUGGCCCUGGUGUGAGGGACCUUAGAAUUGUAGACUUCGAAAGGACCCCGAGGGUCAUCCAGUCCAACCCCCUGCAAUGCAGCGAUCUUUGAAGAGGUGUUUUCCAAGCGUCUAGGAGAAGCGACUCUUGAGAUCCGCGCUAGGAUCCUCAAGCUUGUGGGUCGGCAGCUUAGCAGAAGCGUUUGGAGGUUUGCCUCUCUCUUUGGCUCUGAUGUUUCUUUCCCCCUCUCUCGUAGCCCACUGGCUGAGCAUUGAGGGAGUCCAGCCCGCCAUCCCGGAAAACCCACCCCCAGGUGAGUCGCCCGCUUCAGUUGAUGCCGCAAAUCUGCUGGGGCACUUUCAGUGUUACUUCCUUUUCUUUCUAUGUAUGUAAUUUUAAUUGCAUUUUCUGUUUUUCAAUUUAAAAUGCUCAUUUUUACAUCCUUAAGAUAUCAAUAAUGAUAAUAAUUUAAUAAUAAUUCAUUAUUUCUAACCCGCCCAGCUUGCUGGGUUUCCCCAGCCACUCUGGGUAGCUUCCAACAGAACAUUAAAAACAGACUAAAAUGUCAAACAUUUAAAAACUUCCCUAAACAGGGCUGCCUUCAGAUGUCUUCUGAAUGUCAGGUAGUUGUUUAUUCCCUUGACAUCUGAUGGUAGGGCGUUCCACAGGGCGGGAGCCACCACUGAGAAGGCCCUUUGCCAAUGACUUCCGUUCUUCUCUUUCCAUGGGUCAUUUUACAUAUCAUAAAUCUCUGCGUAUUUUACAAAAACUAUACCAUCCAGUAUUCCAUUAUUACAUCCAUCAAAACUUAUUUACACAGUUGAAUUUAUCUUGGUGCUGCUGGCAUUUUCAGCUGUACAGAAUUAUUUCCCAUAUAUUCAAUAAACAUUUUCCAAUCUUGUUCCAAUAUGAUGUUCUUCUUCUCUUAUUCCAUAUGUUAAUUCUGCGAGUUGCGCAUAUUCUGUCAACUUGAGUUGCCAUUCUUCUUUGGCUGGGUCCUCGCUCGUUUUCCAUUUUUAGGCUAACAAAACACGGGCCGCAGUAGUGGCAUGCGUAAAUAGUCUUUUUUGACACCUGGGAAUUUCAGUCUGAAUUAUCCCCAGCAGAAAGGACUCUGGGUUUUUUGGGAAAGUACUAUUAAACAUUUUUUUCAAUUCGUUAUGGAUAGUUUCCCUUUCCAUGUUACUUUCUGCAGGGCUGGAUUAGUGCUCUUUUACGACCAUUAAUUAACGAGGGUUGCCCAUGUUUAUGACAUAUACGACAGAACAGUCCUUUUUGAAGACAAGGCUCGUCCCAAACCCGGCAGACCUGGAAAGAGACUUUAUACUCUGAUAAAAAUAAUAGUCUUUAACUUGGACUCUCACUAUUUUGCAGAUCUUUGCAACUGGGCUCAAUACAUGUACCCACUUUUACAGUUUUGUUUAUCCUUUAAUUUUGUUUGUUUGUUCCUUUUUAUUUAUUGAUACCUAAAAAAAAGGACAAAAGUUCAUACCCGUUACAAAGUAUAUUUUGAUAAUAUACUGAAAUUAAAACAGCUACUUAAUAUAAGGGAAGAACAAAGGCAGAAAGAAGCAAAGGGAAACAAGAGACCGAAAGAGAGAGAGAGAAAGCAAAAGAACAGGAGAGAAGGGAUUAAAGAAAGAUAAAAGGAUUUAUGGUUCUCUGUCCUGCAGCUAAAUAUACUAUUCACCCAUUAAAACCCAAUCUUUUGUAAACCAGUAUUUUUUCAGUCUUCAAAUCCCAAUAUUGUAAGUUCGUUUUCACGCGAAAAGUCCAUGAGAAGUUUCCAAUCCUGAUUUCCAUGAUUUUUCUCUAAUUAAGCAUGCUUGCUCAGCCAUUUCAGCCAGAUUCUAGGAUCUUUCCAUCUUUGUGCAUGUAACAAAUCUCGCCGCUGCAAUCCUGUAUUUUUGUUGGUUGAUAGGAGCAUUCUCUCUGUUCGGUGCACGUUAGGAAGUCAAUAAACGAAACUUCAUUUGCACAGAGAAGCAGCAGACCCUGACCGCCAUCCAUCUUUUUCCCUUCCUCUCCAGCCCCGAAGGAGCAGCAGAAAACAGAGGCCACUGAGCCCCUCAAGGCAACGAAACCAGGACAGGAGGAGGACGGCGCCCUCAGGGGCAAAGGGCAGACCACCACGGCCCCCGAUGGCAAAGGUCAGGCAGGGCAGCAGUGCUCUGUAGUUUGAUAAAUGCUUGCCCAUUUAUUUUUUUGAUGGAGUUACCAGCUUGGUGGAUCAGGGGAACGCUGUGGAUGUAGUGUAUCUUGAUUUCAGGAAGGCUCUUGUCACAGCCCCCUGUGAUAUUCUUGCAGAGAAGCUGCUAAAAUGUGGACUGGGCAAGGCACCGUAUUUUUCACUCCAUAAGACACACUGUUUUCUUCCUAAAAAGUAAGGGGAAAUGUCUGUGCGUCUUAUGGAGCGAAUGUGUGGUCCCUGGAGCCGAAUUGCCCAGGGGUGAAAAGCAGAUCAUGCUCUCUUUUUUUGAAAGAGGGAAGGGGGUGUUGAAACAAAGCCGUUGAUUGUUUGCUGAUCGGGGAGAGAGAUAAGGGACGCUAGAGAUAAAGGAGGCUGCCUGGGAGGGGGAGGUAAAAGCCCAUGGAUCCUCAGGAUUUUUGCACUGGGUCACCCCAAAUUCACCAUCAGAUCACAUAGCAUGUCCAUGGCUACAGCCUGCAGCAAAAAAAUCACGCAUCCACUGUUGCGUGGGGCCGCAAUGGCACAAAAACGUGGUUACAAAGCACAGAUCCACAUGGAUCCUCAGGAUUUUAAAGACUUUCAGAGACUUUGAGUCUAAGAGUUCAUUUUGAACUUGUUAUUAUUUGAAGGAAUUCUGUAAAGAUUGCCUGUUACGUAUGUAUAUGGUCGUCGUGUUGCCUAAACUUUGUUGACCUGCGUAAGGAAGCUGGAGGGGUCAGCCAGAUGGAGACAUCCGUUGUCAACCAACCUGGCGCCCACAGAUCUCCAGCUGGUCAUUUCGACCUCCGCCAGCCGCCAAACCCUUUGCUGCCCCUCCGUGACCCUGCCUUCCUUCCCUCCCUGCCAGGCAAAGAGAAGAAAGGCCCCCUUUUGGAGGGCACCCCCCUGAAGCUGAAGCCCCGGAGCAUCCAUGAGCUCUCUGUUGAGCAGCAGCUGUACUACAAGGAGAUCACGGAGGCCUGCGUGGGCUCCUGCGAGGCAAAGCGGGCGGUGAGAAACCAUGGAAAGGACCCCCGGGAUCCGCUACUCCAGCCCCCUGCACAUGGCAGCAGUCGCAGGAGUUGGGGACCUGCUCCUGCCCAGAGGAAAGCUGGCUCUGAAUCAGCUGGCUUAGGGUACAGGAAGAGCCUGGCAGCAGGAUCAGGCCAGCGGUUGCCCAUCUGGCCCAGAACCCUCUUCUUGCAGUGGCCAGCCAGGUACCCGUUAUGGGAAACAGGCAGCAGGAUCUGAGCACGUGCACCUUCUCCUCUCCUGUUGUUGCCAGCAACUGGGAUUCAUAGCGUCUGCUGUUGUGGCAGAGCCCUCACUCCUUCUUUAAUUUGCCUAAUCCUCUUUUAAAGCCAGGUUGGUGGCCGUCCCAGCCUGCUGUGGCAGGGAGUUCCACAGCUUAACCCUGCGCUGCAACAAUAAUAACAACAACAACAAUAAUUAAUAAUAAUAAUAAAUUUAUUUAUACCCUACCCAUCUGGCUGGGUUUCCCCAGCCACUCUGGGUGGCUUCCAACACAAUAUUAAAAUACGGUGAUACAUCAAACAUUAAAAGCUUCCCUAAACAGGGCUGCCUUCAGAUGUCUUCUAAAAGUCUGGUGGUUGUUUUUCUCUUUGACAUCUGGUGGGAGGGUGUUCCACAGGGCAGGCGCCACCACUGAGAAGGCCCUCUGCCUGGUUCCCUGUAACUUGGCUUCUCGCAGGGAGGGAACCACCAGAAGGCCCUCGGAGCUGGACCUCCGUGUCCGGGCAGAACGAUGGGGGUGGAGAGGCUCCUUCAGAUAUACUGGGCCUUUGAGGCCGUUUAGGGCUUUCAAGGUCAGCACCAACCCUUUGAAUUGUGCUCGGAAAUGUACUGGGAGCCAAUGCAGGUCUUUCAAGAAGUGCCCUGAAUCUUCUUAGCUCUCCCUCCAUCACCGCAGUGCCUUGGACAAGGGACAGUGAGGGGCUUGUGUGGCCAGUUUAUACAGUAGUACCUCUUUGUGAGUCCGCCCCACGUAGCAUCCAUUUCGUGGAACGUCCGCGGCAAACCUGGAAGUACCAGGAUGGGUUACUUCCGGGUUUGCCGCUCGCGCAAAAUAGCGCUUUGUCGAGCGUCCAGUUUUCCUGAACGGAUCCCGGACUCAAAACAAGGUACCACUUUAAUCCCACCCUGGAGCCCUCCUGCUGGUGACUUGAACUACAACUCCCAGGAGCCAGUAUGCCCAGCGCUGAUGCAUCAUGGGAAGUGGAGUCCAACACUUUUCGAGGCCGGUGGCUGGAAACCACAGGAUAGGAGACUAUUGCUCUGUUGCUCGGAUCCUGCUUGUGGAGUUCCCUUUGGGGUGUCUGGUUAUGAGACCAGGAUGCUAGCCAGGUUUCCUACGAUUCCCACGUGGAGCCUCCAUGGACAAAGCCAGUCUACCUCAGAAUGGCAGAGAACAAGAGCGGGAGGAGGCCGCUGCCCUUGCAUCCUCCUUGGGGGUGUUGGGUCGGCCACUGUGAGAACAGGAUGCCAGUGGCCUGAUCCAGCUGCAACACCCUCCCUGAUUCCUGACCUUAUGCCUUUUUUUCUACAGGAGGCUCUUCAGAGCAUCGCCACAGACCCCGGCCUCUACCAGAUGCUGCCACGCUUCAGCACGUUCAUCUCCGAAGGGGUAAGGGGUUUAUGUGCAAAGGGCGGGGAGGAUUUUAGAAAAGUCUUUCAAAACCAGAUGAAAACUCGCACCUGCUCCCUAAGCAUCCGGACAGGCUUGCCUAAGCGAAGCAUGUUCUCAGUAGGCGCCGAAAAGAGUACAGCGAGGGUGCCUUUGCUUGAUCUCAAGAGGCAGGGAGUUCCAGAGUCCAGGCGCCGCCACACUAAACGAUCGAGUUCUUCCAAAUGUGGAAUGGCUGUCGCAUGGCACCUGUGGCGGAGCCCCUCCUGCUGUUGAGUUGGGCACUUGUGGAGUUAGGCGAUCAUGCAGGUAAAUGGGUCUCGAGCUUUUUAAGGGCUUUGUAUCCUGAUAGUGAGGGAGGUGGGUUAAACCACACAGCCUAGGACUUGCCGAUCAGAAGGUUGGUGGUUCGAAUCCCCGCAACAGGGUGAGCUCCCGUUGCUCGGUCCCUGCUCCUGCCAACCUAGCAGUUCGAAAGCAUGUCAAAGUGCAAGUAGAUAAAUAGGUACCGCUCUGGCGGGAAGGUAAACGGCGUUUCCGUGCGCUGCUCUGGUUCGCCAGAAGCGGCUUAGUCAAGCUGGCCACAUGACCAGGAAGCUGGAUGCCGGCUCCCUCGGCCAGUAAAGUGAGAUGAGCGCCGCAACCCCAGAGUCGGCCACGACUGGACCUAAUGGUCAGGGGUCCCUUUACCUUUACCUUUUAUCCUGAUAGUAGCAGCAGCACCUUGACCCUGGCCCGGUGUCGGAUCAGACCCCUCAGCAGCAAAGGCACUCACUGCAGGCAAGGCCUCCUUGCUCCUGUCAGCAAUUGUGCUGCAGCAGCCCACGCCUUCUGCGGCCUCCGGGUCAGGCGCCAAAAAAGCCCUGCAUUCGAGGGCACAUUUUUAAAAAAAAUAUUUUUUAAAAUUGCGUUUUUAUGCAUAUGAAACAAAACCACUUCAAACAUUAAAAUACAAGGUUCUUUCGAACCUCCAGACCUCCUUCCCUCCCUCCCUUCAUGAGUUCCAUGUUUAAAUUGCUGCAUCUUUUACCGUUACCCAUCCAUUAUAUAACCAUAGUUGCCAUAAAUAGUUCCACAUUACAAGUGUCCUUACAUCCCUGCCAAAGAUUUUAACUGUUUACAGUGGUCUUUUAAACAAAUUACAAAUUUACUCCAGUCUUUAGAAAACACUUGAGCUUCCUGGUUUCAGAUCUUCCCCAUCAGUCUCGCCAUCUCUGCCUAUUCCAUCAGUUUCGUCUGCCAUUCUUCUUUUAUUGGUACUUCUCCUUCCUUCAUCUCUGUUUUUUUUUAAAAUAAAUAUUUAUUAAAGUUUUCACAAUAUUACAAAAUGAAAAAGAAAAAGGAAAUAAUACAAAAUAAAAAAUAGUUAAAAACAAUUCCAUCUUUUCGUCACUUAUCUUUCAUUUACUUGUUUCCCGGACCUCCUCAUACCUCCCCUUUUUGUAUUCCAGUUCAAUUUAUUAGUUCAGCAAUUCCUUUCCCUCCUUAUUUUAUCCUGAUCUUUAAUCUUAAUAUAUUAUAGCUUUAAUUUACCUGUUAAGAAUCCAAUUUUUUCAUAUUCUUUUAUACCAUUACGGCUAGAAACCACUUAACUUCAAUUCAACAUCAUUCUAACAUUCGUUAAUUUUGCAAUAUUUCUGUAAAUAGUCUUUAAAUUUCUUCCAAUCUUCCACCGACUCUUCUCCCUGGUCUCGGAUUCUGCCAGUCAUUUCCGCCAAUUCCAUGUAGUCCAUCAUUUUCAUCUGCCAUUCUUCCAGAGUGGGUAGGUCUUGUGUCUUGCAAUACUUUGCAAUAAGUAUUCCUGCUGCUGUUGUAGCAUACAUAAAGAAAGUUCUGUCCUUCUUUAACACUGAUUGGCCGACUAUGCCCAGGAGAAAGGCCUCAGGUUUCUUCAAGAAGGUAUAUUUAAAUACCUUUUUUAAUUCAUUAUAAAUCAUCUCCCAGAAAGCCUUAAUCCUUGGGCACGUCCACCAUAGGUGAAAAAAUGUACCUUCAGUUUCCUUACAUUUCCAACAUUUAUUAUCCGGCAAAUGGUAGAUUUUUGCAAGCUUGACUGGGGUCAUGUACCACCUGUAUAUCAUUUUCAUAAUAUUCUCUCUUAAGGCAUUGCAUGCCGUAAACCUCAUACCUGUGGUCCAUAACUGUUCCCCGUCAGCCAUCAUUAUGUUAUGUCCAACAUCUUGUGCCCAUUUAAUCAUAGCAGAUUUCACCAUUUCAUCCUGAGUAUUCCAUUUCAACAGCAAGUUAUACAUCUUUGACAAAAUCUUAGUUUUGGGUUCUAACAAUUCUGUUUCUAAUUUUGAUUUUUCCACCUGGAAGCCGAUUUUCUUGUCCAAAUUGUAUGCCUCCGUUAUCUGAUAAUAAUGAAGCCAAUCUCGCACUUUGUUUUUUAGUUUUUCAAAACUCUGCAAUUUCAGUCUAUCUCCAUCUUGUUCCAAAAUUUCCCAAUAUUUCGGCCAUUUGACCUCCAUAUUGAGUUUUUUCUGAGCUUUCGCUUCCAUCGGUGACAGCCACCUUGGAGUUUUAUUUUCCAAUAAGUCCUUAUAUCUUAUCCAGUCCUUCCUUCCAUCUCUGGGCUAGAAGCAUUCUCGCUGCCGCCAUUGCAUACAUAAAAAGUCUUUUAUCUUCUUUUGGAGACUCUGUUAUACCUAGUAAAAAGGCUUCUGGUUUUUUGACAAAUGUAUUUUUAAGCAUUUUCUUUAGUUCAUUAUACACCGUAUACCAUUUCCCAGAAAGCCUUUACCAAUGUACAUGACCACCACAUACGGUAAAAGAUGCCUAGAGAGCGUAUAUCUCUGUAGCCACCGGCUGCCUUUCCCAAUCUGAUCUGGAGCCUCUCACCUGACGUCCCAUUCCCUCCCUCUCUCCAGGUGCGGGUAAACGUGGUACAGAAUAACCUGGCUCUGCUGAUCUACCUGAUGCGGAUGGUGAAGGCCUUGAUGGACAACCCCACCCUCUACCUGGAGAAAUACGUGAGCCUCUCUCUCUUCUCUCUCUCUCUCUCUCUCUUUCUGGCAUGGAGGGACCAUUAAGCAAAAUAAGCCCGUUCUUAGGGCAUCAAAGUAAGCAGGAGAAACCACAGACAUGGACCAUGGGCCACAUGGUGCCGCUGAACCGGAGGGCGGGGGAGAAAAAGCCUGAACUGAUUAAAUAAGUGUAGAAGACUAUAUCGAGCGUGCCUCAUCCAAACGCUUUGGUAUACAGUGGUACCUUGGUUUACGAACUUAAUCCGUUCCGGAAGUCCGUUCUUAAACCAAGGUACCACUGUAUUUGCCUUGGUGUUUUUUAAACAAGAACGGUCACAAAUGGCUCAGCUGAGCGUUCCUUUUCUCAGCUAGAAAUCCCAGCAGAGCAACUAGGCAGGCCGGACGCCUGUUCUCGACAAAGUACAGAAGCAGGUGUGUUACGUAAGAUUAGUUGAGGAUCCGAUCAAGGCGAAAAUUACCCUAACCCACACACGAACUGAUCCCGGCCGUCAUGACCUGCAUCGUCAGCCAUCAGCUGUGUCCUCGUCCAGCCCUGGGGGGGGGGUGUUUCCUGGGGUGCCCCAAAGUGAAUCGGGAGCCGGCGCUGACCUUAACGCCAUGGGCAUCUUUUCUUCCCCACCCCCUGGCAGCUCCACGAACUGAUCCCGGCCGUCAUGACCUGCAUCGUCAGCCGCCAGCUGUGUCUUCGGCCGGACGUGGACAACCACUGGGCGCUGCGGGACUUUGCCGCCCGGCUCAUCGCCCAGAUCUGCAAGAACUUCAGCACCACCACAAACAACAUUCAGUCGCGCAUCACCAAGACCUUCACCAAGGUGCAUUUUAAUGCCGGAACACAAAGGCCUCCGAUGGAGCUGAGCGUGGGGAGGUUGAGUUGGACUGCGGAACUCCCUGCCACCGCAGGCAGCGAUGGGCACCGUCUAGGGUGGCUUUAAAAGAGGGUUGGGGGAAUUCAUGGCGGAGGGCAGGGUUUCGAGGGCUCCCAGGACAUUUCUGGGCACAAUUCAAAGUGUUGGUGCUGAGCUUGAAAGACCUAAAUGGCCUCAAAGGCCCAGUAUACCUGAAGGAGCGUCUCCACCUCCAUCGUUCUGCCUGGACGCUGAGGUCCAGCUCCAAGGGCCUUCUGGCGGUUCCCUCCCUGUGAGAAGCCAAGUUACAGGGAACCAGGCAGAGGGCCUUCUUGGUGGUGGCGCCCUCCCAUCAGAUGUCAAGGAGAUAAAGAACUAUCUGACUUUUAGAAGACAUCUGAAGUCUUUCAUGUUUUAUGGUGUUUUUAAUAUUCUGUUGGGAGCUGCCCAGAGUGGCUAGGGAGGCCCAGCCAGAUGGGCGGGGUAUGUCAUAAUAAUAAUAAUAAUAAUAAUAAUAAUAAUAAAAAAUAAUAGCGAUGCUUCUGAAUCCCACUUGCUGGAAAACGCAGGAGGGGAGAGAGCUCUCGGGUUCGGAUCCUGCUUGCAGCUUUCCUAUAAUAGGCAACUUUUUGGCCGCUGUGAUGCCAAAUGAGCCCCGUUUGGCCUGAUCCACCAGCCAGGCUCUCCUCCUGUUCAUAUAAUAAAUAAUAAUAAUUUUUAUUUAUAACCCGCCCUCCCCAGCCAAGACUGGGCUCAGGGCGGCUAACACCAGAUAUAAAAACAAUUGAUUAAAAUACAACUUAAAAACAAGAUUAAAACACAACAUUAAAAUGCAGCCUCAUUUCAGCAGGAACUCAAAAACUUUUUGGAGGAUGAAAACGUCAAGUCUUUACCAAGGCUAACUGUGCAGACUGGUCCUAAAGGUAAAGGGACCCCUGACCCUUAGGUCCAGUCGUGGCCGACUCUGGGGUUGCGGCGCUCAUCUCGCUUUAUUGGCCGAGGGAGCCGGCAUACAGCUUCCGGGUCAUGUGGCCAGCAGGACUAAGCCGCUUCUGGCGAACCAGAGCAGCGCACGGAAACGCCGUUUACCUUCCCGCUGGAGUGGUACCUAUUUAUCUACUUGCACUUUGACGUGCUUUCAAACUGCUAGGUUGGCAGGAGCAGGGACUGAGCAACAGGAGCUCACCCCGUCAUUGCGGGGAUCCGAACCGCCGACCUUCUGAUCGGCAAGCCCUAGGCUCUGUGGUUUAACCCACAGCGCCACCCGCAUCCCUUCCAGACUGGUCCUACAUGGGCCAGAAAAAAGCCAGGGAAGUCCCCAAGUAGGAGUUCCAUCACAGGAAAGGAAAAAGGAUAGAGGGGAAGGGGAUCAAAUUGAUUCCAAGCCAAAGGCCAGGCGGGACAACUCUGUCUUACAGGCCCUGCGGGAAGAAAUCAGAUCAAAAUAUGCAUUUUGGGAGUCCCCUCCCCUACCCCUGACUCCUCUCUCUCUCUCUCCUUCCCCCACUAGAGCUGGGUGGACGAGAAGACCCCCUGGACCACGCGCUAUGGCUCCAUCGCAGGGCUGGCUGAGCUGGGGCACGACGUGAGUAGCCUCGGACCCAGCUGUGGGUACGGCAGGGGCAUCCCGGGGGCAGGCGCUGGGCCUCACUCUCUCUCCUCCUGCCUCCCCAGGUGAUCAAGACCCUCAUCCUGCCCCGGCUGCAGGUGGAGGGGGAGAGGGUCCGCUCCGUCCUCGAGGGGCCGGUUGUCAGCAACAUUGACAAGAUCGGGGCCGACCACGUCCAGAGCCUCCUCUUGGUAAGGGGGCAGCCGGGGUGGGGUGGGGUGGCUGCUUCCAAAUGGCUUGCGUGCGUACAGAGAAAGAGCUAGUCCCAAGCACAGGGAGAAGCUGUGGGGAGGAAAAUAUAGGUCACCCAUGUGGGGUAAUUGAUCGGCUGGAGCCCUAGAUCCAAGGUUUGGGACUGGACAAAUCUCUCCAGCAAGAGGGGAGCUCCCAGAAAAGUAUUAAGGUCACAGAAUCACACAACACAGUGAUGAAGCAUGAGGAACACGGUAGAAUUGGUUGGAAGGGACACCAAGGGUCAUCUAGUCCAACCCCCUGCAAUGCGAGAAUCUUUUGAACCCACAACCCUGAGAUUAAGAGUCUCAUGCUCUGCCAACUUAGCCGUCCCCUAUAUAGGCAGUUAGAUCCUUUAAACAUCCCAUUUAGUCCACUGCCCUUCUCUGCCCCUCUGGCAACGAACGGACCACACCGUUAGGAAGUUUAAAUGCUUUACUUACAAACUUCAAAGGUCAGAUUCACGCGUUACUGCAUGCAGCAAGGAGAAGAACGUGGGUGGGAAAUUCAGAAAAAUAUUUCUGAGCGCACGGUCUGGGCAGUGCAUCACUCUCCUCCUGUGCAACUUCCUUGCGCUUGAAUCCUGCUUGCGGGCUUGCCAAGGGCACCUAGUUGGCGUCUGUGAGGGCAGGACGGUGGAAUAGGCGGGUCCCCUUUUUGCCCGACCAGCUUCGGGGCUCUUCUGCUCUUCCGAUGGAACUUCCACAUCCAGGGGCAGUCUUUCUCAAUUCCCGGGCGAGGGCGGGAUGCUGGGCUUGGGUGGUCCUCUCCCCCCACUGCUCUUUUUAAGUUUCUCCUAUGUCCUCCCCGCACUGCAGAAACACUGUGCUCCGGUCCUGGCGAAGCUGCGCCCCCAGCCCGACAACCAGGAGGCCUACCGGGCGGAGUACGGGGCGCUGGGCACCCUCCUGUGCACCCACGUGGUCAAGGCACGUGCCCAGGCAGCCAUGCAGGCACAGCAGGUGAACCGCACCACCCUCACCAUCACCCAGGUAAGGGGGGGCAGAACCCCCACCCCCAAGGGGGGGCAGAACCCCCACCCCCAAGCACCCACGGGCUCCGGGUCUUGCCCUGGGCGGCCCCACCCAGGGCUGCGGUUCCCCUCUCCCUUAAUAAUAAUAAUAAAUUUUAUUAAUUUUAUUUAAAUAAAUUUUAAAUAUUUAAAUUUUAUUUAAAGAGGCAGCCCUGUUUAGGGAAGCUUUUAAUAUUUAAUAGGUUAUUGUAUUUUAGUGUUUUGUUGGAAGCCGCCCAGAGUGGCUGGGGAAACCCAGCCAGAUGGGCGGGGUAUAAAUAAUAAACUAUUAUUAUUAUUAUUACUACUACUACUAUUAUUAUUAUUAUUAUAAGGGCCUGGGGUCUGUGGUGUGCAUGCCUAGGAUGCAUUAGGAAGACUGGGUGCCAUCUGUGCAUGUGCAAAGUGCAUUUGCCCCGCCACUGAAGGAACUCACACUCAGUAGUGGUGCCCGCCCUGUGGAACUCCCUCCCACCAGAUGGGAAAAAACACCUACCAGACUUUUAGGAGACAUCUGAAGGCAGCCCUGUUGAGGGAAGCUUUUCAUAUCUGAAGGGCUAUUGUAUUUUAACAUUUUGUUGGAAGCUGCCCAGAGUGGCUGGGGAAACCCAGCCAGAUGGGCAGGGUAUAAAUAAAAAAUUAUUAUUACAGUGGUACCUUGGGUUAAGUACUUAAUUCGUUCCGGAGGUCCGUACUUAACCUGAAACUGAUCUUAACCUUAAGCACCACUUUAGCUAAUGGGGCCUCCUGCUGCCGCCGCGCCACCAGAGCCUGAUUUCUGUUCUCAUCCUGAAGCAAAGUUCUUAACCUGAAGCACUAUUUCUGGGUUAGCAGAAUGUGUAACCAGAAGUGUAUGUAACCUGAAGCGUAUGUAACCCGAGGUACCACUGUAUUAUUAUUAUUAUUAUUCCUCCCCAGCCAAACACCAGCUAUAAAACAAUUGAUUGAAAUACAGUUUAAAAAACAAGAUUAAAAUGAACCUGGGAGGGAAAAUCUAACACCCCCCGUGAUCCUCUCUCUGUCUCUCUUUCUCUCUGCAGCCUCGCCCCACGCUGACCCUGUCCCAGGCCCCCCAGGGGGGAUCCGGCAGCGCCUCGCGGGCCCCCAGCAUCAUCAAGAUGCCCGGCUCCCUUGCCCUCCCCAUGCAGACGCUGGUCUCUGCCCGGCCGGCCACCCCCACCCAGCCCUCCCCGCCGCCCACCAAGUUCAUCGUCAUGUCCUCCUCGGCCUCCGGGACGCCCACCUCGCAGCAGGUGAUCACGCUCAGCGGGGGCCCCGCCUGCACCUCCACCUCCCCCGUCACCACCACCGUGCCCAGCACCCAGCCCCUGGUCAAGCUGGUCUCCGGCGGGCAGGCCGCCCCCAGCCCCCCGGUCUCCGGCAGCGUCCAGAAGUACAUCGUGGUCUCGCUGCCCGCCGCCGCCGAGGGCAAAGGAGCGGGGGCCGCCCAGCUCUCGCCUUCCUCCUCGGGGGCCGGCGGCUUGGCCCUGGCGGGGGGCAUCAAGCAGGAGCAGGGCGAGAGCCCCCCGCCCCCCGGGAGCAGUGCCAGCACCUCAGCCGCCACCGCCUUCCUGGCCAAGGCCAACGGGGCGCAGGGCCUGGUGCCAGAGUCCCCCCAGACGCCCUCCCUGUGAGGGAGGCCGGGCACGUCCCUGGAUCGCAAGACGGCUGGGGGGCCUCAACACAGCACCUCCCCUUGCCCACCGCGUGCCAAGGAAGGGGGGCGACGGUGGCAUCUCAACAGCCUCUGCGUGACGUUAAGUCUAUUCCCUCCCCACCUUUGGAGCAACUUGGGGGGCAGAGGAGAAGGAAUCGAGACUCCGUGUUGUUUUUUCUUCCUGCGAGCAGCAGGGCCAAAUUGGGGUGUGUGUGUGUGUGUGUUUGUGAACAUUGGGGGGGUCCCACGUUUCGUGUUGUAGAAAAGCCCCCUCUGUCCUUUCGUCUGUGUCGCAGAACUGUAAAUAGAUCCUCUUUUAAGUUCCAAUAAACUCGACUCUUCUACCUGUCUGUGAGAGUGGUU